Molecule: messenger RNA, 3156 nt
Organism: Osmerus eperlanus (European smelt)
Lineage: Eukaryota; Metazoa; Chordata; Actinopteri; Osmeriformes; Osmeridae
Gene: plekhn1
Product: pleckstrin homology domain containing, family N member 1
Exons: 17
Coding region: 136-2433 (765 amino acids)
Biological process (GO): 3'-UTR-mediated mRNA destabilization; response to hypoxia; positive regulation of apoptotic process
Cellular component (GO): mitochondrial membrane; cytoskeleton
Molecular function (GO): phosphatidylserine binding; phosphatidic acid binding; phosphatidylinositol phosphate binding
Source: RefSeq, a predicted model, not a curated record
CUCAGUGUCAGCCUGACUCCUGCCCACAACACACCGUCUCCUGCUCCUAGGAUUACUCUGUACUCAUAAGCGAGGACGCGCAGCACAGGAGCCCCGUAGAGGAGCUAGCAGCCCCCCGGAACCCAGCCCAGCAACAUGGGGACCAGCAUGUCAUGUGUUCCCCAGCACAACUUCAGAUUCUCCAGCAAGAGUUUCAUUCGCAGGAACAGCAGUCGUCUGUUCCGGAAGAAGAACCCUCAGGAGGGUCAGGAGAAGUCCAACAGCAUCAUCAACAUCCUCUGCACCGUCACCCCACGCAAGGAUAUGUCUCAUAAAGACCUGCAGGCCAUCGACAGCGCCAAGUGGGACCCUCCGUUCCCAUACGACCCGGCCAGCGGCUGGAAGAAGAGCAGCGUGAACGUAAAGAACUACGGCAGGAUGGUGCACAGCUCCAGGGUCCGCUUCCGCUUCCUGCACUGCCAGGAUGUGCAUGACUGCUACCUGGAUCUCUUCCAGACACACCUUCACUUCGUCUCAAACAACACAACUGGACUCACGUAUCAGGGAACUCUUCCUCUGAAGGAGCUCAGUAUCUGCAAACUCAGCCAAACGCCCCAGGAGUUCUCCUUCCAGGUCAACGGUGUCAGUCUGAACCCCAUCAUCGUCUUCUGUGCCAACCAGGAAGAGAUGGACAUGUGGUUUGAGCUGCUCCGAGAACAGAUCGAGGCCAACGGAGGCACGGCCAUCGCAGCUGAGACCUACACCAGGGUCAAGGUGAGCCAGGAGAACCGAGAGGACCUGAGGAACUCCAUCAGCAGGGAACCCAUCUACGAGUGGGAGGGCUCCCAGAGAGAGAGCCUGGGCACCAUCACCUACGUCACCAAGGUUCUCCUGCAGCACCUGCCCUGCCAGGAACAGGGCGUCAGGCUGCUGGUGAUGUACCCAGCAACGCUCAUCAUCCUGUCUGAGGAGAGCGAUGGACUCUUCUACAAGGGUAAACUUCCACUCAACAUGAUCACAGUGACCACUCCCUGUCAGGAUGUGAAGCCCAACACCUUCAUGAUUGAGGGGAAGCUUAUCAACCCCAUCGUGGUGUCCUGCCGGUCACAGGCUGAGUUCUGUGACUGGAUCCAGUACUUCAAAGCUGCUGACGUCCCUGUACUCAGCCCGCCGCCCCCCGUCUACGACAUCAUCUACACGCCCACGCAUACUAGAGAGGUUCCGGAGUUCGACAGGUGGAGCGGGAGCAGUCAGCGGAGGCGUGGCGGAUCUCUGAGUCUCAGCCAAUCACAGAGCGUACGCGGCUCCCACCACCUUCAGUUUCCGAGACCGGAGGACGACCCCCUCUCCCCCGGCUACACCGAGCCGCUACGCUACAGCUCCAGCCGCCCCUCCUCCACUGAGACGUCUCAGCUGGGCAGCCGGAGCAACAGUGUGUCGUCUCACCCCAGGCCCGAAUGCGACCUCCGACCUCUGUCGCUACGCUACUCCUCCGCCCAGCGGGGUCCCCCCCUCCCCCCCUCAGAGGCCCCCGUGCAGUCCCCCAUCUACAACACCCCCUUCCUGCACGGCCAGCACCGCGCCAACCCCCCUCGGAUGGACAAGGCCCCUCUGGUGAAGUCCAACAGCUGGAGCACAGCUCAGACGUCCCCUGAAGUUCCCUGGGGCCGCCCCCCAUCGCCACUCCAGUAUGUGCGCCCCCCACCCGCCCCUCUCGCCCCUGUACGACGAGCCCUGCACCCCCGACAUCUACGCCCUGGAGGAGCACAGCUCCAGACCUGCGCAGCAGGGCUGGCUGGGCUCACAGCAGCACCCUCACCACCAGCAGACCCCCCCAGCUGCUACCCUCCAGCUUCCAGCUACGCACCCCUCCCUUGGGCAGACGCUGCCGUGGGAGUCUGGUCCUGCCUCAAGACCAGGGCCAGGGUCAGAGGCUGGACCAGAGGCUGGGCCAGAGCCAAGACCAGGACCAGGGUCAGAGACUGGGCCAGGGUCAGAGGCUGGGACAGGGUCAGAGGCUGGGCCAGGGGCUGGGCCAGAGCCAAGACCAGGACCAGGGUCAGAGGACUGGGCCAGGGUCAGAGGCUGGGCCAGGGUCAGAGGCUGGGCCAGGGGCUAGGGAUGGAGGCUCUCUACAGCCAGGUGAACCACCGGGCCGAUGCAGUCUCCAGGCUGAAGCUGCUGCCUGCCCCCAACACAACCGUUCAAGAGCAGAGACUCUUCCCCUCCUCCUCCACCACCAACAACCAGCAGUACGCUUACUCACCGGAUCAUCUCUCCUACCUUGAACCCAGAGAACCAGAUGACCAGGAAAUGGACUAUGACAACAUUUGGGAGUACGACUAUAAUACUGGGAUGAUUCAGCCCAUGUCUGGAAUUCCGACACACCGGACGGGAUUAGAUUCCGGGGCCAGAGGCAUGAGUGCCGUGGCAACGCAUCAGAGAUGGUCGUAAAAUCAGAACAAUAGCUUCAUCACCCGUCUGGACGCGUAUAAACAACAGAUCGGUAUCGCUGCCCCUCGCAGAACCAACUGUCAAAAACCCUCUCGCUUCCUGCGCAGCGAGGAAUGAUGAGCCCGCUGGAAUAAUUUAGAAGAAAGUUGUUGUGAACGGCGAUGUGUUACCGAGGCAACGCCGUGUUUACUGUGUAGGCCCUACGUGUAUAUAUGAGGCAAUGGAAGCAGAAAUACUAUGACGUUAAACUGGUAGGAAACACACUGGUAGGAUACGACCACUCGCAUGUUAAAUGUAGCAUUGAAGAUUAAAGUGCAAAAUGUUUAUAGUUUCUAUAUGUGAAAGCUUGAAAAUGUAUAUUUUUUAUACUUUUUUGCAUUAAGAUCCUAAUCAGUUACGGCUUUUAGCUCAAUAUUGUAACGUUUGUAUUAUUUAUGGACUAUUUCCUGCAUAAAGCCAUUCUGUUUACAUGUUUUGUUAUUUUAGUUAUUUAAUUAAUAUAACAUGUUAUUACAGCUUUUCUAUGUAAGCAUUCCAUCAAGCAAGUUUAAGUACAGUUAUUUAUUUUACCAAAAGAUUACAUUGCAAAGUUUGGUGGCUUGAAUGGACUUCCUGGUUGUGCUAUAAUGUAGAUCUUUUUUAUCAAGAUAUUGCGUAUGGCUAUUUUCAGUAAUGUUGUGUGAGGUGUUUAUUUAUAUUUGGAAAUAAAAAAUAAUAAUAUUG